Messenger RNA from Cherax quadricarinatus, 1492 nucleotides. RefSeq names its product V-type proton ATPase subunit Vha26. Gene Ontology annotation, cellular component: proton-transporting two-sector ATPase complex, catalytic domain. The record is from RefSeq and is a predicted model, not a curated record. Gene Ontology annotation, molecular function: proton-transporting ATPase activity, rotational mechanism. Gene Ontology annotation, biological process: proton transmembrane transport. Lineage: Eukaryota; Metazoa; Arthropoda; Malacostraca; Decapoda; Parastacidae.
UGGUGUUGUCAUCAUAUGAUUGUUGUCUGCCGGAUCGACCGUCGUUGACACCUGACACUCUGCCUCUCACUCUCUGCUGCUCUCCUCACAAAAAACUGCUACCAUGGCGCUCAGCGAUGCCGAUGUCCAAAAACAGAUCCAUCAUAUGAUGGCCUUCAUUGAACAAGAGGCCAAUGAGAAAGCUGAAGAAAUUGAUGCCCGGGCAGAAGAAGAAUUUACUAUUGAAAAGGGUCGGCUGGUGCAGCAGAAUCGUCUGAAGAUAAUUGAGUUUUAUGAGCGUAAGGAGAAGCAGGUUGAGCUUCAGAAAAAGAUUGGUGCCAGCAACUUAUUGAACAAGUCAAGGUUAGAAGUGCUGAAAGCCCAGGAAUCUCAUAUUAAAAAUGUCCUUCAUGAAGCACAACAGAAGCUGAAUAUCAUUUCUCAGGAUAAAGCAGCAUAUAGCAAACUGUUGGAGGACCUCCUCUGUCAGGGAUUGUGUCAGUUGUUGGAGCCCCAUCUGAUGGUGCGGUGUCGACGAGUUGACCAGGCCCUCGUUGAGCAGGCCAUUGUAAGAGCUCUUGAUUCAUACAAAUACCACUCUGGAAGAGAUGCUAAAUUGGAAAUUGACACUGCAAAUUGGCUCCCUGCUGAAAUCUGUGGAGGUAUUGAGCUGGUGACCCGUGGCAAUCGUAUUAAGAUCUCCAACACCCUUGAGGCACGUCUUGAAAUGUUGUCACAACAGUUGCUUCCAGAAAUCCGAGCAAUACUCUUUGGUUCAAACCCUAACCGCAAGUUUGACAACUAAGCAUAUAGUUUUUUCCUGCAUCGAGGAAUGACGUUAAAAUUGCUGGCUAUUGUGCAAAAUUCAGUGAAAGUAGUAAUAAAAUUAUUUGCAUAUGUGGGUGAAUAAUAACUACCACUAACUUAAGUAAACCUCCAGAUAUUGUAUAGUUUGAUAAGUUCCAUUUUUUUUUUUUUUUUUUGAAGGUACAGAAAAUUUCAUGCAAUGGCUUAAGUUGAUCGUGUUUUAAGUUGAUGAAGUGCGCUGCUUCAGGACUGCUAGCCAAGUUACUCAACAUGUAGUGUCAGUACAUGUAAUCCCAUAUAAAACAUUCCUCUUUUUUGUGAUUUAUGUAAAUAGUAAAUGGCUUUGUAACUAUUUAAUUACUUGUAUGCUGUAAUUAUCAGGUUCAUGACCAUGGGUUAACUAGACAUUUCUGUUAUGACUGAUGGUGGUCCUAUUUUCUUGUGUUUGGGCACUAUAUGUAAAGUGUUUUUCUCAAGUGUUAUUGGCAUCAUCAGUGUUUCACAAGUUGUCACUAUUCACUAUGUGAAUAGUGACCAUGUGACACUUCUGUAAAAUGUUAACUAGCUCAUGGAAACCUUGGAAUUGUGUAUAAGCAAUUUUUUUAUGGGUAUUUAUAGUUUAAAGCUUGUGACAACUUCAUUAAUGACUCAUGAAGAUUGUUUUAAAAUGUUCAUUUAGUCGUGGAAAUAAAGAACAUGAUGUGUU